Messenger RNA from Cuculus canorus (common cuckoo), 7353 nucleotides. RefSeq names its product aarF domain containing kinase 1 (gene ADCK1). Bases 534 to 2096 code for a protein of 520 amino acids. Gene Ontology annotation, cellular component: mitochondrial inner membrane. The record is from RefSeq and is a predicted model, not a curated record. The transcript is spliced from 12 exons. Gene Ontology annotation, biological process: lipid homeostasis; protein phosphorylation; mitochondrion organization. Gene Ontology annotation, molecular function: ATP binding; protein kinase activity. NCBI's taxonomy places the organism in Eukaryota, Metazoa, Chordata, Aves, Cuculiformes, Cuculidae.
AGGAGAGUCCGCCGCAGCCGCCGGCGGCCUCCUCGCGUCCUUGGCGGGGGCACCGCGGCGCCCGGGCUGCGGGGAGCGGCUGAGGCGAGGCCGGGGCGGCUCUGCCCCCUGCGAGUCCCGGGAAGGCGGCGGGAGGCGAUGAAUUACUGCAGGCCGGCAUCGGGAGAGGCGGAGGCACCGCUGGGGUGUUGCGACAGCGGAUGCAGUUGGAAAGGGCUCCUGAGCAGCGCCAUAUGCAAAACUUUGAAGUAAACUGCUCAGGGAAGCUGUGGCUGCCCCGUCCCUGCAGGUGUCCAAGGCCAGGCUGGAUGGGCAGCUGCUCUGUGGGAGGUGUCCCUGCCCAGGGCAGGGGGUUGGAAUUAAAUGAUCUUCAAGGUCCCUUCCAACCCAAACCAUCCUAAGAUUCUACUAUUGAUUUGUGACAGCGCCCCUUUCAUGGCAGCGGGGUUAAUUAUUCCCUUCUUACUGCUGGCGGGUAUGGCAAUACGUGUGAUGUCAUGAACUACAGAUUAUAGCUUCAGGGUUCAUCGGUCAUGGCACGAAGGGCCUUGAAACUUGCCUCCUUGGUGGCAGCCACUUCUGGUAUAUAUCUGUAUGGCAACAAAUUCCUGGAUCCCAAUGAUUUUGGAGUUGUUCGAGUGGGCCGAGCCAUUGCCACAACGGCAGUUAUCACCUAUGACUACCUCACCUCCCUUCGGAGCGUCCCAUAUGGAUCAGAGGAGUAUGACUUCCUCAAAUCACAGGUGCACCUGCGCUCUGCUGAGCGCCUCCGGGAGCUGUGCUGCGCCAACAGAGGCACCUUCAUCAAGGUGGGACAGCAUCUGGGAGCGCUUGACUACCUGCUGCCUGAGGAGUACACCCGCACCCUCAAAGUGCUGCACAGCCAGGCCCCGCAGAGCACCAGACAGGAGAUCGAGCAAGUCAUCCGUGAGGAGCUGGGCAAAGAGAUAGAAGAGCUCUUUGUGAGUUUUGAAGAUACUCCCUUGGGAGCAGCAUCACUAGCCCAGGUGCAUAAAGCAGUGCUGCGGGAUGGGAGAACGGUGGCAGUGAAAAUCCAGCACCCAAAGGUCCAAGCUCAGAGCUCCAAGGAUAUUUUGCUCAUGGAGGUUCUCCUCUUAGUUGUGAAGCAAAUCUUUCCAGAUUUUGAGUUCAUGUGGCUGGUGGAAGAAGCCAAGAAGAAUCUGCCUUUGGAGCUGGAUUUCCUCAAUGAAGGCAGAAAUGCUGAGAAGGUUGCUCAUAUGCUUAAGAACUUUGACUUCCUGAAGGUCCCCAGGAUCUACUGGGAGCUCUCAACAAGGCGUGUCCUUCUCAUGGAGUUUAUGGAAGGGGGACAGGUGAACGACAGGGCCUAUAUGGAGAAGAAUGGCAUCAAUGUUAAUGAGAUCUCUCGCAACCUGGGGAAACUCUACAGUGAAAUGAUCUUCGUGAAUGGCUUUGUGCACUGUGACCCACACCCAGGCAACGUGCUAGUCAAGAAAUGCCCAGUCUCUGGCAAGGCCCACAUUAUCCUCCUGGACCAUGGUCUUUACCAGGUGCUGAGUGAGUCAUUCCGCAUGGACUAUUGCCGCCUUUGGCAGGCCCUCAUCAAGGCUGAUAUGAAGAGGAUGCAGAAGUACAGCCGGCGGCUUGGCGCAGGGGAUCUGUACCCUCUCUUCGCCUGCAUGCUGACCGCCAGGUCUUGGGAGUCUGUCAACAGGGGCAUUGACCGGUCACCAGUCUCAGCCAGUGAGGAUGUGGAGAUCCGGUCCAAUGCUGCUGCUUACCUACCCCAGAUCACCCAGCUCCUCAACAACGUCCCCCGUCAGAUGCUGCUGCUGCUGAAGACCAAUGACUUGUUAAGGGGGAUUGAAUCAGCCCUGCACACGCGGGCCAGUGCCACCUCCUUCCUCAACAUGUCCCGCUGCUGCAUCAGAGCUGUUUCCACGUACCAGAGGAGCAGGAGUCACUCACUUUACAGGAGGGCUCAGAUCACGCUCGCAGAAGCCCUGAGCCUGUGGCAGAUCAACUUGUAUGAACUCUUUCUGUGGCUGAAGGGGUCCCAGCUGGGGAACUGGGUCAUUGCUCUCCUGAGCCGGAUGCACCAUUCCACAUACUGACAGGAACUUGUGGGAGAUGGCUGGGUGCUCCCUCCCUCCCUUCUGCUCUCCGCAGCACAUUUUACUUUUUGACUGUUUCUGUCUACUCUGUGGUCUAUUUUUGGCUCUCGUUCCAUGUUACACGCUGCACUGUCCUUGCAUGUUACAGCAUUAGCUUUCCGUGUGGCACUGAGAAGUGGAAUUGCUCUGCCAUUUUGUGGUUUAGGAAAAGGAGGUGUGGGAUACCACGUGUCAGGAAGGGCAGGGUACUUUCUUUCCCCAUUUGAGCAGGGGAAGUUCUACUCAGAUUCCAGUGGGACUGCACUGGAAGCAAAAGACUGUCCAUGUCUCUUUCUUGAACAAUCUUACAAAAUUUAAGAGAAUCCUAACCUAGAUGCCCCCAAACAUUUCUCAGACCCUCAAAGAGAGGAGGUAAGUCCCUUUAAAAUCCAAUAGGACUUCUAUUGGGUUUUGCAGUCUUUUUAGUCUGAUUUCUGUUCAGGUGUGCGGAGAGUUUCUUAGAAGAGUGAGACCUUGUGGAGACCAGGCACAAGGGCUUCCUCUCCCAGCACCAGGGAAAGGGGACUCUAAUGGUGAAUGUGCUGGACUGGGAGUCCAGCUUCCUGAGGUUUGUCUCUAGUCCUGUCGGCAAGUGCUUUGUGUUUUUGGACUUUUCUUGGCCUGUUUCCUUGGAGAUGAAAUGGGGGAAGGCGACAGUGGUUCUGCCUCUUUUUCGAAAUUCGGGGAAGGCAGAAGGACUGAUAACUCAGGGCUCUGAAAAUAUGAAAAAUACAAAUUAAUGUUUAUAAACCCAGGGGAAAAGAAUUUUCAGCACAGUACAAAAAUUUAAAGUAGUCCUUUCUUUCAGUGUGUUUACUGUACAGUCCUGCCACAAAGCAAAAUAAAUGUGAUAUAUCAAAGACUUUUGGGGGAGGGAUCCCUGACUGUGUGCUCCCUGUGAGGUUUGGGCCUUUAACUUCAGUCUCCGCUGAAGUUUCUGUUUCCCCACUGAGGGAACAAUGCCAGGCAGCACUGUUAACUCCUUGCAUGCCAAAUGAAAUAGCCUCUUGGUCUUUACUCUUCCCAAGAGGUUUGUUCCACAUCUGGAUCCUCUGAUGCUGUAUCAGAUGUGUGUUGGGAUAAAAUGGAGGAGUGAGCAUCAUUCGACUGUGAGGAUGCACCACUCCUUGCCACCCAGAUCCACGCUGAACCUACCUCCUCCCUGCCUGUGGGCGCAUGCUGCAGCACAUCUGUGAGGCUUCACCAUCCCUGUGCCACACACUGAACAUUUCGCCUCAUCACUGCCUGUGAUGUUUGACUGCUCCUGCCUCAGACAGAAACCUGCCACUUGCUCUGUGUUACAAGUGACGGGUCUGACAGCUCUGACUCUGCAGCUAUGGGACAUCUACCAGGAAGCCUUACCCAGAGCUUUUAUUUGAGAUGUAUUUGGGAUCCUGAGAGAUGUCCCUGCUGCUUUUGAGGAUUCCUGUAGCCAAGAAAUGUGGAUGGAGGUGGCUGCUUGGAUCAUUACAGCUUUCCCAUAAACUGUCUUGGUGUUGUGGUUUAGCCUCAAACCAGCAACAAAGAACCAAGUGGCCAAUUUCUCACUCCCUCCAUGGAAUGAGGAAGAGAAUUGGAAGCAAAGGAGAUAAAACACAUGGGUUGGAAUAAGAGCAGUUUAGCAGGGCAGCAAAGGAAGACAAAAUACAGCAAUAAUAAUAACGAUAAAGGAAUAUGCAAAUCACUCACUGCCUCAAAAACAAUGGCUGGUGUGCUCCCGAUCUGAAUCCCGAACCACGCUCUGCAGCUGCAUACCCAAACCAUGUUGCAAAACCCAGCCAUGAACCCCUGGACAUUGUGUUGAUGGUAUGGAAUAUCUCAUUGACCAGUUUGGUCAGCUGCCCUGGAUGUAUUCCUUCCCAGCUUCUUGUAAAAAUUAACUCUGCCCCUGCCCAAACUAGGAAAUUAACCUUUUCCUGGCCAGAAACAGGUGAAAGGAGAUGUGGAGAACAGGAUGGGAAUGUCCCUCUACUGCCAGCAAGCUUGUUAAGCUGAGGGUCAUUACUCAGAUACCAGGCUGUGUCUGGGAGCAAGCCACAAGAAGACCAUGUGCUCUCCUAGUUUGCAUUGUUUCCUGCCUUGCAUGGGUGUGAGAUCUCGCUUUGCAGUGAGUCCUUUUGCAUGGGAAGGGAAACAAGGGACAGAGAGGACGAGUGCACGUGUCAGUGUGUGAAGAACUCAUUUUCGUGCUGGCUGUGUGGGAGAUGGAAGGCAUGUAAUCCAGAAAAGGUACCUGAUUGACGAUGUGCUUGAGCACGAUGAGUUAGUGACUGUGGGCAUGUGCAAGAGUGUAGGCAUAGCCAGCUGGAGCAGGACUGGCAAGUAGUGGUGUGUGAUUGGUAGAGUUGUGGAUAGGGAGUUAAAGAAUGAAGGCUUUUGGUUUCCUGUGCAGUCAAUCACUUGACCAUGGUGUUAACUCUCUGAGCCCUUCCUACUGUGCAAACAGCUGCAGGAGGGUUGUGCUUUGCUAUCUUUGAUAAGAGCAAAACCAGAAACCCUGGUAAGACUGAAUGUCCUCGGAAAUCUUGUCCCCAGCCUGUGCAAUGAUGGGUCAGAGAGUUCCCCUGACUUCUGAGUUGUGCUGGCGUCAGGGAAUGGAGUGGUGGUAAUUCCAGUGAUGAGACUCCUGUGUUGCCAAGGAGUCCUAGGGGCCCUGGUGUAUUGGUCCUGCACCUGUACAAGAGUGGUCUUUGCUCAUGUCAGCGCUCUGGCUGAAUUGGUGCCUUGCUUAGGCACUUACAGCUCGUAGACUGGUCAGUGUGGGUGGGCCUGUCUUGUUCUCUUCAGGAGCAGCGUUGUUCUCAGAUAAUUGGCCCAGUGAAGUCCCGGAGACCCUCUAGCAAUGGCCACUGACUGCACACCCUCAUCUUGUGGCUGCCCUUGCAAAUGCCUAUCCAUGUCUGGACAUACCGACCAGAACACUGCCUGGGUCUCGCCAACAUCUCUGCAUGAAAGCUCGUCCCACAGAGAGACCCUGGUCAUAGCCCUCAUUUCCAGAGGAUCCCAUGUCAGAGAGGGGUUCUCUGCAGCUGUUGUUUGCAUUGACUGCUAAGACCCUGGCCUGCUUUCAGGCACCAUUCCUGUUCUUUCCCCCCUCCAAAACUCAGCUGUGCAACCAUUAGUUCCCCUGCCUUUGGGAGGUGCUGGCUUUAAAAGUGGUAGGAGACCAGCAGCCCCUCAGACUGUUAUUCUUGGCAGUGCGCAGGAGGCAGGGAGCGGGAUGUAAUUGGGAGAGCUUUGUGUAUUGUCGUUAGUCUCUGCUGGGAGGCUGCAUGCUUCGAUGUUAGCAGUGGGACUCCUCUGUCAGUUGUGCUCAGCUCUCACCCUUCCCACAAUCAAUCAAUGAGGGUUUGCCUGAGGAAAGAACAAGCAAACACCCGGAGUUUCACCCUUUAACAUUCCUGCCUUGUCUUUUUGAUGAAAGCUCUCAAAGGUGAAUGUGUUAGAAGGGUUUUGAAAAGACACUUUCUCAUCACAGUUUGUGGUUGUCAAACAUGGGUAGCCUGGAUCAGCUCUGUGAACUUGGCCUCUCCUUCCAACCUGCAUUUAUUGGUGUUUUCACCACCAGCAAACAGCCUCUGCUGCUUUGCCUGCAGUCAGUGCAUGAGCUGCUGUCUGCCCACCUUCAGCUACAAGCAGACUGGAGUUUGGUGCUAAAUGUUGGCCUUGCAGCAGAUUCCUGAGCCCACCAGGCCUUUCUUGGGACUAUUUGGGGGAUUAAAGCUGAGGCCAGAGAUGUGAAACUGAUAAGCGACGUUCAGCUCCCAUAAUAUGAAAUACUAUGUUGUAGCCUCGUAACAUCUCCCAUCCUAAAGAUGCUUUUAUGCCAGCAGUUAUUUAAUCUAGCAUUUUAAUUUACCAUCCUUGGGUUGGCUGGAGGUGGAACAUGGGGCAGUCAGGGUAAAAGAUAUCACCAUGCAAAACUGGAAGAAUUUAGGGUAUUAAGUGAACAGGCUUUUUUUCAUAUCCAGCUGAAGAAAAAGCCAGAGAGCACAUUAGUCUCUGCUAAAUGUCAUAGUCUUUACCUAGCACAUCCAGUGAACUUUAAUGGUGGCAAGUGUGUGGCAUAUGGAUUUGCAGACCAAGAUCUUGUGGCUGGUGCACUCCGAAAUUCUCUACCUCCUUUCCACUGCCAGCGAUGCAGGAGGAUGAGGAAUAGGGGUUGUAGUCAGUUCAUCACAAGUUCUCUGCCACUCCUUUCUCCUCAUGGAGAAGACUCCUCAGACUUUUCCCCUGCUCCAGCAUGGGGAUCCCUCCAAAGAGAGGUGGUCCUCCAUUAACUUCUCCAAUCUAAGUCCUUCCCACAGGCCACAGUUCUUUACAUACUGCUCUAGGAUGGGUCCUCUCCACAUGAUGCAGUCCUUCAGGAACAGACUGUUCCAGCGUGAGUCCCCUGUGGGGUCACAAGUCUUGCCAGCAAACCUGCUCCAGUAUGGGCUCCUCUCUUCAUGGGGCCACAGGUCCUGCCAGGAGCCUGCCCCAGUUUCAGGGACCCCGGCCUCCUUCAAGCACACCCACCUGCUCCUGCGUGGAGUCCUCUGUGAACUGCAAGUGGAUAUCUGCUCCACUGUUAACCAACACGGGCUGCAGGGGGACAGCCUGCCUCACCAUGGUCUUCACCAUGAGCUGCAGGAGAAUCUCUGCUAUGGUGCCUGGAGCACCUCCUUCCUCUCCUUCAGUGACCCUGGUGUAUGCAGAGUCGUUUCUUUCACAUAUUCUCACUCCUCUACCCAGCCCAGUUGGUUUGCUUUUUCCCUUCUUAAAUAUGUUAUCCCAGAGGUACUACCACUGCUGCUGAUGGGCUUGGCCUUGGCCAGCCGAGGUUCUGUCUUGGAACCAUGUGGCAUUGACCGUCGGACAUAGGGAAAGCUUCCAGCAGUUUCUCACAGAAGUGACCCCUGUAACCAUCCUCUACAAACGUUACGAUGCAAACCCAAUAGAGGAGGACAGAAAUUUCCUGCUCCUUGGCACCUAUCUAGAGAGAAGAACCUGGGGCUCUUCAGCCCCUGCAGCCCAAGCUGUGGCUGUCUUCAACUCACCCAGAGGAUGUGCUGGUCCUGGGUGAUGGAGAGAGGGGGAGGGAGGCUGAGGAAAGCAAAAGGAAAGGAAAAAGAAAAGGAAAGGAUCAUGUCCCUCACCUUUUGAGGGUAAAUUCAAAACCCCAUCAUAGUUCUAAACAGACUUGUAAUGUCUAAAUGCUUCUGGAAUGCACUCUCUG